This is a messenger RNA of Colletotrichum scovillei, 1004 nucleotides long. RefSeq names its product CTD kinase subunit gamma. Bases 96 to 884 code for a protein of 262 amino acids. Lineage: Eukaryota; Fungi; Ascomycota; Sordariomycetes; Glomerellales; Glomerellaceae. Gene Ontology annotation, biological process: positive regulation of transcription by RNA polymerase I; positive regulation of DNA-templated transcription, elongation. Gene Ontology annotation, cellular component: CTDK-1 complex. The record is from RefSeq and is a predicted model, not a curated record. The transcript has 3 exons.
CAACAUCAUCCCCAACCCUCACCCCAGACUCAGUCCGCCUAAUUCAAAUUUAGAUCAAGGUCAAAACCGGGACCGAAAGUCCGCUGUAGUGCAACAUGGCGGACCCUUUCGAGGUUCGAAUGCGCUUCAGUAGCUCCCUGCAGCAUCUGAAUGCGUCCGUCACUUCAGCUCAGAAGGCGGCUCAGUACGCCCUCAAGUACAAGGAUAUGGACGAGGAUCUGCACUCUUGUAUCCUGGAGCAGCUGGAACGGAACAAUAUGAAUACGCGCGCCAACAUCAUGUACUUCAUUGAGCAUUUCCUUGAGAUGGCCCAGAAGGACAAGCACAUGGACUAUGUCCGCAUGAUGCAGCGCGACAUCAUCCGCAUCGUCGAUGCCGUCGCCCCCGAUGAUGGAUCCGGCGCCGCCAACGUCAAAGUCGUCCGAAGAGUCCUCCGAGGCCUCCAGGACAAGGACUUCCUCGAGGCACGCACAGUAACAGAGAUCGAAGAGGUCCUCAAGGAGCGCGAGACGAGCGCCCACGACGCGGGCCUCUCGUCCCCCGUCAACGGCGACGUCGAGAUGGGCGACGCGCCUGCGAGCCACGCGAUGCCGGCUAACGGCCGGGGACCCGCCGCGCGCCUGGAGAAGCGCCAGAUUGAGCAGCGCAUCGAGGAGGACCGCGAGCGCCAUAAGCGGCUGCGCGAGAGCAUAUGGGCCAUCCCACCGCACGGGAACGCAGAGAUUGACAAGAUUUGGGAUGAGACGAGCGAUUUCGGCGACGACGACCACAUCCUAGGUGAGGAGGAGUUUGCCGAGUGCUCUCAGGCCAUGAAGCACUCGUGUCCUCCUAAGCCGCCGGUCGGUCCUGCUAGUACGCGCAUUACGAAUGGAAAGAAGAACUGAGUGAGAACUAUCGGGUUCUCUUCCAAAGCAUAUCUUGGCGUUUCGGGAAAAGGGUGGAAAAAGUAGGGCGUUCGAGGGUCAGGUUUCGCGACACGACAAAUACCACAGGUAGCACUAGGG